Saprolegnia parasitica CBS 223.65 is the source of this 155-nucleotide messenger RNA. RefSeq lists its product as hypothetical. The record is from RefSeq and is a predicted model, not a curated record. Lineage: Eukaryota; Oomycota; Saprolegniomycetes; Saprolegniales; Saprolegniaceae. The annotation marks the transcript as partial. The transcript has a single exon.
AUGAUGACGAUCAAGUCUACCGCCCUCGCCUUCCUCGGGGCCGCCGCGCUCGCCGCCGCCUCGGACGUCACCGUCAGCGUCAACGGUGUCGACCGUGUCUUUACGGUCCAUGGCCCGUCGCCGUGCUCGGGCGACGACCCGUCCCGCGUCGGCAU